UGAGUUAUUGAAGAAACUUUAUUGGAGGUCCCGCGAGGACGCGAACUCGUCGCGCACCCGGCUAGUCCCAUUUCGGGACCGGCGGGUCUAGCCCACCAGCCCGGUCGCGGGCACGCCGGACAGCCAGAAUUUGUUUUCUUAGAGCGGGGCAACGCAGAUGCGAGUCCCACUCCUCCUUGGCAAGCUCCUCGCAAAGACGGACAACGCUUUCCGCCUCGUUCGCAGAAUUGCAAACAGACACCGAGGCAUGAAGGAAAACAAUCUCCUCAGGCUGAUCAAUGCUUUCGUACUAUGCCACUUCACAUACACGAUUUCUAAGCACAUCUCUUUUACGAGAUAGGGAACGGGUAGUAGCACCAGACCUGGUGCAGAAUGACCCGUGUCUGCAUUCACCCAAAUUUCAAAGAAGACUUCGCGCUUCCUGGUGGUUUUAUUUCCAUUUGCGAUGUACAGCCCCACAGUAACAGCGCUGCUUGGCCGAAACUGGAAUCGAAACUAGCCGAAGCUCGAAAUAAGCCUAGACAAGCUUUGUAGCUUUGCAAGUUUUAUUGUUUGGUCAUUACAAAAUUAACCUUAUAUAAUACUAUAAUUUUUGCGUAGAUUGAAAUAUAACGUAAUCAAAUACGGCGCAGUCAACGAUUAUGCUGCACAGAUACAUAGCUGUUCUUUUUUUUUUUUUUUUCACAGGCAUCACGUGGUUUUGCGUAAAGUACCGCGUAUUUUGACAGUAGUCGCGGGAUGCCGUGCCACAUUGGCGUGCGAUCCGAGGUGUUACUCUAUGUAGGCUUCAAAAUUGGAUCUUUCUGCUAAAUUUGAUAAACAACAAUUUAGCAGUAAGCGCAAAGUCUAUCUUAUUUCGACGUUCCCGCAGAAGCGGCAGCCGUCGGGACACCACUGAAACUUCACGUGACCCGAUGUUCUUUCAAGGUGUGGUGCAAUCGUAGUGCGACCAGUGCGACUUUGGCUAGUCUAUGCUUUGGCCCUGUGGCUGGCUUUCUUUGUUUGGUCCCUUGUGACACGACCGUGCGAAGGAUCGACACGUGCGUCAAGACGCCACGAGAUGCACGCUCUCAGCCGGGCCCUGCCAGCGCUGCCGUCGACGAGUGUGGAAGUUAUUGGAUCGCAGCAGAUCUGUGCCUACUAUGAGGGAAUGUCCGCGACCGAAGGAAGUGAGACAGUCGCGGGCCUUGCGUGGGAUGGCACAGCCGCCGGCGGUCACGAGAGCAUGCCUUACUCCGAACAGAUCGUGGCUCGCCUAACAAAGCGAGGGCUGGACUUCGACCGCGCUUGUGAGUAUGACGAUAGCCACGCCGACUGCUGGCUUUUCCACGACCUCGAUCGAUGGAGCAAGGUCUUGCACCCGGUGAGCUUCGAACUGGUCGAAACCGAGCCGGCCAAGCUGGCCAUCCGGUCGACGCGGACACGUCGGCGUCAGCUCGGCGCCGACGAACUUUACGACGCCGCUUACGUCUUCUGCUGGCUGCCGAAGACGCAUCGCUGCGUUCAGCGCAUCAUGAUGGAAGACCCGGGGGCGUUAUUGUAUGGACCGGCCUCCACCCUCGCGUUGGCGCUAGGCCGGAGUGUCAACGUCCAGCAUCUGCAGCUGCGCGGUGCCGACAAAAAAGCCUACUGCCAAGAAGAGCUUUGCGAAGGGCUGGCUGGCCUUGGACAGCUCAAGAGCUUCGAAUUUUCCCGGUUCACCAUCAAUGCAUCAAUGUCGAGAUCCAUAGCGAAUUUGCUUAGACGAAACGCGAGCCACCUCAUUGCGGUUUCCUUCUCCGAUAAUGACAUGCCGCAGGAGUCCGUCAAGUGCCUCUUGCGAGCGCUGCAGAGCUGUCGCCUCCUCGGCGAGCUGUCUAUCGUCGGGAGCAAGAUUUCACGGGAAAGCGUGAACUCUAUCGCGAGGCUACUGCGCGUCGCGAAGUCCUUGACCAAAUUGACGCUCGACCAGGCUCUGGAUGACGUCAACCUAUUCACUUUAGCAGAGGCACUCAAGGACAAUACGUCCCUACUGGAGCUUCACAUUUGCCAGUGUGACACGGGCUUCGAGCUUCUUUUUAAAGCGCUAAUCACGAACAAGACCCUGAAGCACUUGGACCUGAACGGUUGCAACAUCAGCGACAGUAAUGCAGAGUCACUCGCGACAGCACUGCGUAGCAACGUAGGGCUGACAAAGUUGGAAUUAAAGGGCACUUAUCUCGAUGCCGACUCAAUGGUGACACUUGCUAAUAAGCUUAAGGAGAACUCUGCUCUCGAGUUGCUGGAUCUGAGGAGGAACACCGUGACUGUACGUGCUGUCAACACGUUCUGCAGUAUGCUGCAAAAUAACAAGACGCUAAAGAGUGUGCUGUUUUCUGAAGUUCAAGCUACACAACUGGAAAGGUCAACUCUCUCCUUUGCCAUGGCCCAAGCCGAAGGCUACAGCCGCAUCCAGAUGCCUUGGGCUGAGCCCGACCUUCCUCCACUGUCUGCAGCCGUGGCACUUGGUUCAAAGUCGCUCACAGAACUCGACCUAAGCGAUGCCUCCGAACUCUCUGAAAUGAGCAUUUGUGCGCUGCUUCAAAAUCUCGCCACAAAUGAAUAUGUGCGAACUGUAACAGUCGAUUUAGGAGAUCGCAAACAAGUCGCUGUUGCGUUGUGCUGUGUGCUCGCCUUGAACCAAACUAUCCAGAAUCUUAAGAUUAGGACCCAUGGGCUGCUUGGCAUGGUCGCCAAGGCGCUCGCGACAAAUACCACUGUGAGUCAAGUAUAUUUGGAAAGCUAUAAAGUAUCCUUGAGGUCGCUCAAGUCGAUUGCUUUUAUGCUGACAAAGAACACUGCAAUCACCAACCUGAAAUUGAACAUUGGGGACUCCAUGCGCACCAAACGCCUUGCCAUUCUGUCGCGCGCCCUGGUGGAAAACCAGUCUAUCGUGGAUUUGACACUGACCACCAUGACAAAUGCAAACCAUGUGUCUUCCCGUAUGUUCACCUCGAUUCAACGGAACACCAGUCUUCUGAACAUGGCUGUGAGAUUUCUCACACUCCAGAGGCUAGAUAGGCAGGCUGCAGUGGCAUUCGAAGCCCUCAGUGAAAAGGCGUCGCUUGUUCCACAGCUAAUGAAAGUGACCAAACAGACUGAGGCCGAGGCAAAAAAGGCUGUGCGGUCGGCAAAGCGUUACAUUCAGUCAAACUACUUUCAGCUAGCGGGCAUUGUGAGAGAAAGUGUUGUUUUCCACCUUGGCAUGGGACGAGAGAUUCGUGCCUUGAAUUACGGGUGCCUCUCUGCCAUAGCACGAUAUCUCAAGCUGUCAGAUGUUGUCUGUAUAGAUUGCAGCAACCCUAAUAUACAGCCGUAAUAUAUUUGGGUAGGUCCAUCCCUUGGGCCUUGGACCGCGUUUCUUGGGACUAUACAGCAAAAGUUCCGACUUCAAGGGGGAGCAUCUAAGACCGGUGGGUUCGAGAUAGGUUUCAAUAGUGUCUAUUGCCUCCUGUAAGGCUCCCUCAACCUGACCAUCAUUGCCUCCUGUGCACCAUAUAGUUAUAUCGUCAGCAUACAUAGUGUGUUUGAUGCCUUCAAUCUCGAGAAGCUUUCUGCUUAGGUCAACCAUGGCUAUAUUGAAUAAACAGGGGGAAAUGACUGACCCCUGUGGGGUGCCCCUCUCGCCAAGUUCCAGCAGUUGUGAUUCGAGAUCGGCCACCCAGAGGGUAGCCUUCCUAUCCGAAAGGAACGAUCUAACAUAAUUAUAAAAUCUCUCACCCAGAUUGAGCAGAGAUAUCGAGGCUAGGAUAUGCGAAUGUAGAACGCUGUCGAAGGCCUUCUCAAGAUCAAGUCCCAAAACGGCUCGAGUGUCGCUAGAGUCGUUGUCUAUGAUUUGAUGUUUAAUCAAUUUCAUGGUAUCUUGUGUGGAUAGGCCUGGUCUGAAUUCUAUCAUACAAUGGGGGUAAAUGUCGUUAUUCUCCAGGAACCGGGAGAGUCGAUUCAGGACCGCGUGCUCCGCUACCUUACCCACACAGGAUACACAGGAGCAGCUGUGUAUGUGGGGAGUUUUAUUAUUCCACUCCGCAAUGGCAAGUAGCUAAAACAUUUUGUCGGUGUUAACCUCACUGAUGUUAACCUUAGUUUCCAAAAAUUAAAAACAAAAGACAGCAUCACUAUGAAGGUGCCCCGAUUUUCUUUGUUUUGUAUUUUAUAUUUAGCUGUUUGCACUUUCAUUUUAACCAAUUCCAUGUGGGAAGACAAGCAUUAUUAUGAGCAGUAUUACAAAUUGUUUGCACUUUAUUAUGAUAAGCGAUAUGAUGCCAUUUGCAGUAAGCUUGAUCAUGGUUACCGAUGGUGGAUAUGAAAAUGUGGAAGCAUCUUCAAAUAAUAUUUUACAAAGGAAAUGAUUGUGCUGUAGUGACAACCAAUGGCAAUAUUGCACUGGCAAGCCAGGAUAACGGCAGAUCAGAGCAUAACUGUGAGAUGGUAUUCAUUGACAGCACUUUAGUAAUCGCACCUACUUGAAUUAGUAAUGGUUGAAUGCGAGUGCUUGCACUGCUGGACAUGUGUCAUGAAAGGGCUUUAGUGUAAAUGUGAGCACCCUGCACGGUGCAGCCAUCAAGACAAGCAGUCAUACUAUUCAUACUUGCAAGUAGGUUCUGGUGCUAUCUUGUUUAAGACAUUGCAAUGUGCCUGCAGAAACCAAUACAAAAUCGUCUUUCUCUGCUCUCCAAAACAGGGUAUCCAGCACUAUUGAAACGUUGCAAGCUGAUUUCUACAUUUGCACUAACUUUGAGUAUGCACUGGGGUACGUUGUUCAUGCUAAUUUGUCAGUUGAGAAGUUGCUGCAAUAAAGAUGUUCUUGCAUUUGA
Dermacentor andersoni is the source of this 4832-nucleotide messenger RNA. RefSeq lists its product as uncharacterized. Lineage: Eukaryota; Metazoa; Arthropoda; Arachnida; Ixodida; Ixodidae. The record is from RefSeq and is a predicted model, not a curated record.